This is a messenger RNA of Paramecium primaurelia, 1726 nucleotides long. The record is from the annotation of a GenBank genome assembly. Lineage: Eukaryota; Ciliophora; Oligohymenophorea; Peniculida; Parameciidae.
AUGUUGAAGAAAUUGUAAGAAACAGCAAAGGGAGCAUAUAAUUAAAGAUUUGGAAAUGAGAAAUAUUAAGAAAUGGAAGAAGAAAAGAAUAACAAAUAACUAGAUUCACCAUUCUCUUAAUUCAAUGCUACACUUUAAUUCAAUCAAGUAGAUAAUAAUAUAUGUAAUAAACUUAUAUUUAAAUAAGCAAUAAAUAAUAAUUAAGAAUAACAUAUAGAAUUAACAGAUAGAACAUAAAUUGAUUUUACUAAAGCACUUAUUCCAGAAGAACUUCAAUAAUAAAUGUAAGAAUAAGAAAUCUAACAGAUUGCUAUAGAAAAUAAUAAAAAGAAAUAUAAAAAACCUAAAUUAAAUGAUGAUAUUCCAGAAUUUUUAACAAAAAAAAUUUGUUUAAAUGAAAAUGGAGAAAACUACUUUGAAAUUGCAGCUAAAAAAGCAAAGGAAUAAAAUAGUACUAUGUUUUAAUUAAAGCAUUUUGUAUUAACCAAAGCUACAAGUGUAUAAUUAUCAGUCAAAGUAAUUUUUAUUAUAUAUAAAUAAAUAGAAAUCUCUAAAAAAACUAGAUGCUCAUGUUAAAAAAAAAAUAUUAGAAAAGAAAUAACAUAUUAAUCUAUGGAUAGCAGGAUAAUUGGAUACUAAAAUUGUAAAUUUAAUGAGCAAUAUGGAACCAAAAAUUACAGAAAGUGUUAAAAAAUCUGUACCCUUUGAUUUUAUGUAAGACUUCAUGCAUGAUUCAGCAAUUAAUUUAUGGAAAGAUUUCACUGAUCUAGUAAGAUUAGAAUUAAGAGCAAAAUUUGAUACUAAAAGGGUUGAAAUCAAGAAAAGAGAUGUUAAAGGUCCUAUAAAUUUAAUAAGAAAUUUUAUUUUAUAUUCUCUAUAUCCUGCAGAUCUAACAACUAAAGAUCAUAUGAAUAGAAUAUCAUUUAAGAUAUUUAAAUUAUCUCAAUUUAUACCAUAUAUGGGUAUAUAACCAUUAAUGUUUACUAUUAUUUUACUUUGUAUCCAAAAAGUAAAUUUAUUAUUUUAUAAAAAUAGGAAGAAUAUUAAUUAGUUAAUUACAUAGCAGAUUAUAAAUCCAUAUAAUUUUUAACAAAUGGAAUAAUUCCUUGUUUAAUUGCAUAUUUCCAUUAUUUUUUCUAUGAUUAAGGUCCAGGUUAAAGUCAUACUAUAUUUGUACUAAUUUUCACAUUUUUGGCUUAAUGUAUUAAUGUUUGGAUAGCAUUUUACUUAUUAAAACGAUCACAUUCUAAAGGAGAAGAUUUAAAAGCAGAAUUAACAAUAACUUAAGAAGAAAAAGGAGGAAGAUUAAAAUACUUUUUAAUGUAUGAUUUGAUUUGUUUAAUUAUAACUAUUAUUGCAUCAAGUAUUAUUUUAGAAUAUAUAUGUAGUUAUUGUUUAUUUAGAACAUACAAUUAAUGAUCCAAGAUAAUCAUUAGGAGAUUUAUUAUUUUUUGCAAGAACAGUCUAUGCAUUUUUUAGUUUCCCUUUCAUAAUCUUUAUAUUACCCUUUUUUGUAAAAUUAUUAACAAAUGCUAUUGCAACUGGUUAUGAUAAAUAUGGUAAUUGUAUAUAAGCUUUGAAUUCUAUUUAAAUGACUUACAGAGAAACAGCUUUAAACAGAAAAGAAGAUAUAGAUAUUGAAGAAAUUAUAGAUUAAGAUUAAGAUGAUUAAAAUAAAAAUGAUAAAAAAAAUAAAAAUAAAGAACUUAAUAAAACUGUUGGUUGA